GAGCGUUCUAUUUCUCAUAGAUGAGCAGCUGCUAGGCAGGACUGUCUUGAAAGCAGAGAGACAGUGAGAGAGACCAUUUGGUGCCUGAACGAGAGCGAGGGAGGGGGAGAGAGAAACGCACACACUCAGCGUGAGCUUGUGGUUUAAGCAGACACUAGCCGUGCGUUUAGGGAAACCCACAGUCUCAGCUCCCUGGGAUAAAGGAGUGUUGUUUCUGGCCCUGCUCUUUUUCCCCUUUUCAUUCUUUUAUUUUACUCCCUCCAUCCUUUCUCUUCUUCCUCUUACCUGCGGAAAGAGCUGGACCACUGUUUUCUCCCUGAAACACACCGAGCCGGCCUGAGGCGAGAGGAACGGCUGAGACAGCGCUAUUUGAGAUGGUUUUCCCAUAAGGCUGGUUCACACUAUUGGAGCAGUGAGAACUAGACUGCUGUACAAGACGGAGACUUUUGUUUUCGGCAGACAGGCUCUGAAGGGCAGAGGCAAAGUAGCGGAGGCUGAUGCUGUGAUACUGCAGGAGAAACAUACAGGCUCUCAUUUGAUGCAGUGAAGUGCUCCGUGAGGAAAAUCGCAAGCAAAGGUUUGCCGGCCAUGGGGAACCUCAUUAAAGUCCUUGGCAAGGAUUUAGAGAACUGUCCUCAUUUUUUCCUGGAUUUUGAAAGGGGAUCAUGGGAAAUCUCCUGAAACUGCUGGCUUGCACCGAACUUGAGCAUGGCCCAAUAGUUUUCCUUGACUUUGAACAUGCUCAGCCCACAGAGGCCGAGACAGCCGUGUGGAACCAGGUUAGUGCCGUGCUGGAAGAGGCCCAUGGGAUACUGGCAGAGUUACAGUCUUACAAUGGAGCAGGACAAGAAAUAAGAGAGGCGAUUCAGAACCCCAAUGACCUCCAGUUGCAGGAGAAAGCCUGGAAUGCAGUCUGCCCUCUGGUGGCCAAGCUCAAGAGAUUCUAUGAAUUUUCUCUCAGGCUAGAGAACGCCCUGCGCAGUCUAUUGGAGGCCCUAACCAGCCCACCCUACGCUCCCAUGCAGCAUCUGGAGAGAGAGCAGGCCCUCGCCAAACAGUUCGCCGAAAUCCUGCACUUCACUCUCAGCUUUGAUGAGCUUAAGAUGACAAAUCCAGCCAUACAGAAUGACUUUAGCUACUAUAGGAGGACCAUCAGCAGGAAUCGUCUGAACAACCAGCAGUUAGAAGCUGAGAAUGAAGUAAAUAAUGAAAUGGCCAAUCGGAUGUCGCUCUUCUACGCUGAAGCCACACCCAUGCUCAAAACCCUGAGCAAUGCCACUACCAAGUUUGUGUCAGAGAAUAAGACUUUGCCAAUUGAGGACACCACAGAUUGCCUGAGCACUAUGGCCUGCGUGUGCCGUGUCAUGUUGGAGACUCCGGAGUACCGGUGCCGUUUCACUAACACAGACACCAUGCUGUUCUGCAUGCGUGUGAUGGUGGGCGUCAUCAUCCUUUAUGACCAUGUUCAUCCAGUGGGUGCCUUUGCCAAGACCUCCAAGAUUGAUAUGAAGGGCUGCAUCAAGGUGUUGAAAGAGCAGCCUUCAAACAGCGUGGAGGGACUGUUGAAUGCACUGAGGUAUACAACAAGACAUUUAAAUGAUGACAGCACCUCUAAACAAAUCAGGGCUCUGCUUCAAUGAGAUCAGGAGGAGAGGGAGGGACCACAGAGAAAGAGACUGUCAGAGAAUAAACGAUGGUGGCUGGCAAACCUCUGAAACCUGUUUGUUUACAAGAGCAACUUGAUCUCAAAUUAAAUAAGAUACUCUAGAAAAGAGAAAGGAAUAUGGAAAUAAAUAUAUAUAUAUAUAGAGAGAGAGAUUGUUGAUGGUUCAUCGUCAUGUGUCAUUUUAUAAAAGCAGGAAAAAUAGAGAUAUAUAUGUAUAUUAAAAUUCAAAAACUAAACAAAACUACCCAGUGUGAAUAUAAAGGUCUUUCAAAAACAUAUUAAACUGAAUUAAGAAGCGAUAGUUAAAACCACCAACAAAAAUGGUUCAUAUUCCAACUUACGUCCGAGAGUAUUUUUGCACACUUGAAAAGGAAUCCCACCUCACAAAAAAAGACUUUAACAUGGCUUGAAACUGUAUAGUUCAGAUCCUUUUUCAUGCGUUUAGACUUGAUUUGAUUUGUAAUGCCUUUUGCCUCAUUAUCCUCGAUAUGCUUCAUCCAAUGCGUUCUGGAAAUUGUGGGUUUCCUGAUAAAACUGCAGUCCUUGGCAUUUCAUCAUGGCACAAAGUCUGUUAAAGGAUAAAUAUAAAGAUCACAUACUUGAGAUUCAUCUCAUAUCGCCUGAAAACAAACUAUAAUCAUCUAGCUGUAUAUACUCGGAAAGCACAGGAUAGUUUUGUAAAGAAAUGAAGCGUUUUGUUAGACUUCUUCACUAGUGCUGUACAGCAAUACUCUACCACCAAGGUGACAACUGCAAACACGUUCAUUUGAAAUGCCUUCAUGCCAACGUACGAGACGCCGGAUAAUGCUAACAGCUCGUCUGUGGAGUUUAAAGGCCAGUUGUACAUAUCAUUAGACGAACAAUCCUUUAAAAAGCUUGAUUUUUUUUGUUGAUCUUGUAAAGUUGACGUUAAAACGGAGCGAGUAAGCCAUGAAACUGAAAUUCAGACGCAAACACACAUUCUGCCCUGUGCCAUAGCUGCUUCCUGUACCACUGCGUCUCAUUCACAGUCCAGACGGAGCGACAUAUAACAAACAUCAUCAGUAGAAAGUUAACAAAAAAAAAAAAAAUCACACCAUUGUGAAUGACAACACAGCGAUGUGGAUUUGCUUUCCUCUGUAUUCAAAAGCAAACCAUUGCCAAGUGAGGCUGCAACAUUGCCUUUUAGAUAAAUAGAAGUGAUGCGCUGUGUGACGUUCGAGCGAUUCGUUUUGUCAUGAACACAAUCUCCUGAGACGGAAAACUAGCAUUAUAUUCACUCAAAAAACAACAGGCUUGAAGGUGCAAAACACUUGACUUGGUGUAAAUAAGAGGAUUUUCUUGUGGAAUCUUAUGAGGCCUAAACAAAUGUUCAAUAGAGAUUCUUUGUUAGAAUUACAGAAUUAAAAAAAAAAAAAAAAGAUGUGGGUUUAAAAACAAAAGAAUGAAUCAAAAAGAUUACCGCGACAAACGCAGUGCUGUACUUUGAGUGUCUCUCGCCAUUAGUCGAACUUGAUUUGAUCUUCUAAUAUGUUUUCUAUAUGGAGUGCUGUUGAAAAACAAAAGCUCUGUAUGAAUAUAUAGAUGGCAUGCUGUAAAAGUUCAGACAAGACUGUAAAUAUGGUGUUUUUAUUCAUUUUUAAUUGUUCGGUGAAUCUGAAUUGGGUAUGUGUUGUCUCUAAGAAAACCAUGCGUUUUGGCUUGGACCAUCGGACUUGCCGUAGACAUUUGUUCCAGAUCUUCAACUUCAUAUCAGCGGGGAAAUUCAAACAGGGCAGGGAGGAGGGUGGGGGGACGGGAUGUCCAUUUGCUUGUUAUUUUGUACAUUUUGUGCAAGAAAUAAACUUGUCAUUUACUACAUUCAA
Messenger RNA from Megalobrama amblycephala (Wuchang bream), 3510 nucleotides. RefSeq names its product family with sequence similarity 49 member A, like (gene fam49al). Gene Ontology annotation, molecular function: small GTPase binding. The record is from RefSeq and is a predicted model, not a curated record. Gene Ontology annotation, biological process: regulation of actin filament polymerization. Lineage: Eukaryota; Metazoa; Chordata; Actinopteri; Cypriniformes; Xenocyprididae. Bases 666 to 1640 code for a protein of 324 amino acids. The transcript is spliced from 15 exons.